Molecule: messenger RNA, 732 nt
Organism: Penicillium malachiteum
Lineage: Eukaryota; Fungi; Ascomycota; Eurotiomycetes; Eurotiales; Aspergillaceae
Exons: 2
Coding region: 1-732 (243 amino acids)
Biological process (GO): mycotoxin biosynthetic process
Source: RefSeq, a predicted model, not a curated record
AUGCCUCCAAAAGGAUCUGCUGCUCCUGGGUGUACCAUAAUAGCAAUUCUCAUAGCCGCGAUCGUGGGGCUUUUGUUGUUGGUUCUUCGUCAACUCCCCGCACCAUAUAUCAAGACAGUUUUGAUUGGCGAACAAUCAUUACAAUAUCUCUGCUCCAAUCCCGAUUCCUCAAGCUCGCCAGAAGUAACCACAACCUUCCGUCAAAUACCAGUCCUAGAGGACUUCUCACCAUCCCGAGAUGAAGAAUGGCAUAACGAAGUGUUGACCCGCAAAGGAGGCUUUCUUUGGGUCAAAUACAACGAGUCAUCAAAUGAAGCCUGGGGUAUCUCUAUGUUCCAUGGACUGCAUUGCUUGAAGAUGCUCCGUAUGGCAUUGCAACAAAGCCCGAUGGUACAAAAUAUGGUUGAGAAGGAAGGGACCGUGCCACUUCAUCAGCAUAAAGGGACAACGCAUCAUCCAGAUAUGGAUCCUACUCAUCUUGGACACUGUGUAGGAUAUCUUGCCCAGCACCUGCUUUGCGCGGCAGACGAUACCCUUGAGCCACCAUGGCUCUCCUUCAAUGACAAAGGCGAUGUUAUCGAUGCUGGUGUAGAUGGAGAGGGGUUCAGGCAUAAAUGUCGUGAUUCGAGUUUGCUAUGGAGCACUGCAGCGAACUCCGAGUCAAUUCCGGUAGAUCCAUGGGGGUGGAAAUUGGAUGAUACUGUGAAUGGCGUCUUUCAAGAUAGGGAUUAA